Molecule: messenger RNA, 1671 nt
Organism: Magallana angulata
Lineage: Eukaryota; Metazoa; Mollusca; Bivalvia; Ostreida; Ostreidae
Exons: 3
Coding region: 434-1576 (380 amino acids)
Source: RefSeq, a predicted model, not a curated record
GUUGAAUCCGUUAUAACGAAUUUAAUUUGUUAUAACAAAUUUUAGGAAUUCGUUAUAACGAAUUUAAUCUGUUAUAACAAAUUCGCUGAAUUCGUUAUUUCAAAUUUUGAAAUCUGUUUUAACAAAUUAAAUUUGAAAUAACGAAUUCUUGAAUUCGUUAUUUCAAAGAUUGAAUUCGUAUUUUCGGUUUUUUAAAAUCUGUUAUAACGUAUUUUCAUCCAAUUCGUGAUAACAAAUUAAAGAGUGUCAAAAUUUCAAUGUUAUAAAUCCGUUAUCACGGACUGUGAUCUGUGAUAACAAAUAAAUAAAUUUGUUAUAACAAAUUAUAAAAUUGUUAUUUCAAUCUCCAAUGCAAUCUGAUAGUCUAGGCGAUAGCCAUAUUAUAAGCGAGGCUGUCAUCAAGGAAGCCAUUACACAAAAAGUUAAAUAAAGAAUGGCUCAUUUUAAGACUGAAAUUCAACUGUACUUUGAUUUGGGUCUCUCCCACAAGGAAAUGCUUUUGAUGUUAGCACACUGUGAGGGAGUUAUUAUUAGUGAACGACAUCUUAGAAGAAUUUUACGAGGAAUGAAACUAUAUCGACGAAAACAUUACACAGAUCUUUUGAACAUCGCUUUGUUUAUUGAAAAUGAAUUAUCAAAGUCUGGCCAAUUACAUGGAUAUAGAUGGAUGCACAUGAAAUGUCAACAAAACGGGUUGGUUGUCAACAGAGAAACGGUUAGAAUUUUGCAACAGAUUCUCGAUCCAAAUGGUGUGGAACGUCGCUCAAAACGACGAUUAAAAAGGAGACAAUAUAUAAGUAUGGGCCCCGAUUACACAUGGCACAUGGAUUCGUAUGAUAAAUUGAAACCGUACGGAUUAUGCAUUAAUGGAUGUAUCGACGGCUUUUCAAGGAACAUAAUUUGGUUAGAGUGCUAUCGAACUAGUAGUGAUCCAACAAUCAUUGCUGGAUAUUUCAUUAAUGCUAUUGAUGCCAGGAAAGGAUGCCCAAAGCGUAUCCGAGGUGACAGAGGAACAGAAAAUGGACAUGUAGCUGCUAUGCAAACUCUAAUGGCAGGGGAAAAUAGUUUUUUAUAUGGCCAUAGUUGCUGCAAUACGCGGAUUGAAAGUUGGUGGUGUAUCUUAAGAAGAGAGGCAAGUGGGCACUGGAUAGAAUCGCUUGCAAAGCUGAAAAUGGAUGGUGAUUUUGAUGGAUCAUUUUUGGAUGUAAAUAUUCUGCAAUUUUGCUGUAUGGAUCUUCUGCAGAGUGAACUUGACGAAGUCGUUUGUGUUUGGAAUUCGCAUAGGAUUCGAGGAUCUUCAAAUCCGACAUCCCCAGCUGGUCGUCCAAUGAUCACUUACUAUCUUCCAGAGCUUUACAGUGCAAGAGGAUACAUGAUAAACGUUUCUGAAGAUAGAAUUGCUGUAUGUAAAAGCGAAUGCAAAUUUCGGGAUGAUGAACCAUGCGAUGUUGACAUUUAUCGUUUAUGUAUUAUUUACAUGGCAGAGAAGUCUUGGGUUGAACCUAGCAACCUUGACGAAGCUCUAAUAUUGUAUCGAAACCUGAGACAACUUUUAUAUGAAGAUUUGUUUGACUGACAUUAAGGUUUUUGGAUCAUUGUUCGUCUGUGUAACUUUUCUGAUUUUGUUAUGCUUAAAUUACAUAAAACGUAAUAAAGAUAUUGGAUUGGAAA